CCCAUCCCAUUUCUGACACCGAUAUAGCUAACGAGGGGCGUGGGAAGCGAACCAAGGCCUCUGUGAAAGGCAUACAACCAACGGCUAUUUGUUUGGGAUUUAUCUGAUUCCUCUGUCUGUAACUGCGUGCAUUCCAAACGGCUGUUGUCUAUGACGUCCGUAAGCAGGUUUGAGAACCUGUCUGAUUUGAAUCCAAAUGAUAACACAUUGAUACUCAAUAUUUUGGCGAAUAUACAAGUGUUAGGUCUACAUAUCAUGUCGUCGUGUAUGUCAACCGAACACUUUAUUUAGUAUAGUAUCAAUAACUUUGUGCUGAUGGAGACAAUAGUAAAUAGUUCAUUUAAUGCGGGAGAGACCAUCCACAGCACUGAAAGGUGUUUCUAUGAAACGAUCGAGGCGCAAACGUCUUGGUUUUGCUCAUAAUGUAACACAGUCCAGGAAAUAGGCUAUACUUAGGAGUUAAAGAAGCAAUUGGAGGCUUUGCUUAUCGUCAUUGCUCGAGAGGAAUCAAGCUCUUAGUGCAUUGAAUGCUUGGAGACCGAUGACUAUCCCUGUGUCACAGUGGUUUCGACUCACUCAAUCAUAUGCACUUCAACAUACAGCGCAUGCUGCUUUCGUCUUUGCUUUCGCCUAUUCUUUGGGAGUGCUUGCAGGAUAUGUUUCGAUCACACACUUGCACACAGGGAUUGUUGUUGUGAGACUGAUUUUGGAAUGCUGCAUCUGAGACUGAGUGAGGAGUUUCAAUGGAAGGUUUGAUUCCGAGACUGCCUGGGUGAGGACCUGCACAGGCUGUACAGAGAGCUCACAGAGAGUGAUGCAACCUGGGAGCUGCUGAUGUGAUGAAAAAUAAAGCCAAAGAAAAGCCAGCCAGUGAACUGAACAGGAGUGGGGACAUGGAGUAACAGUGUCUGACUCUACACAGCCACAGAUAGAGCUCAAUGUGUUGCCAUAUACCAUGGCUGAUUCUGUCUGACACAGUGUAAGGUACCCGGAGAUGUGCGAUUCCAGAUAGCGCUGUGUAAGCCAUUUCACAAAGGGCCCUAUAGCAGGUGCAGAGACAUCGACAGUGUUGGAUUCACUGACUGUCACUGCAUGGAUGAAGACCGAUAGAUGGCAUUGGAUUCACUAAGCAAAGAGUGUCAGAUGAACAUGGCCUAAAUAGCACUGGAUGCAACCAUACAGUUGGCAGUGGAUGAGCACGGACAGAUAGCAUUGGGAUUGGCUGAUACAGACGCAGAACGCUAGAGCUAGAUGAGCUACUGCAGAUAGCAGUGUCGAUCCACUGUUAGCGAGCUAGCGCAGGCAGGGAGUUGGAGUGGGCGGCAUAGCACCAUGAACCCUAGAGAGAGCGGAGGAGGAGUGGAGGACAUGGAGACCCAGGCGGGUGGAUUGGCGUUGGGGGAAGAGGGUGGCAAGGCCAGCCAUGGAGGAGAUGGAGAAGAGGGGGAAGAAGACAAGGCCUCAGCCUACGACUGCAACGUGUGUGGCCGCAGCUUCCCCUUCCAGAGCUCUCUGUCGCAGCACAUGCGGCGCCACACAGGCGCACGCCCCUACAAGUGUCCCUACUGCGACCACCGCGCCUCCCAGAAGGGCAACCUCAAGGUCCACAUCCGCAGCCACAAACUGCGCACACUCACUAGCCACCACCCCGAGGAGGAGGAGGGGCCAGAGGAGGAAGAGGAGGGGUCAGGUGAAGUGGGUGUGUCCGAGGGCCUGGACGGUGGAACCAGUCCGACGAAGAGCAGCUCGGCCUGUAACAGGGUCGUCAACGGAGACGCUAACACAGAAGAGGGCAUAGGGAAGACGGCGGUGAGGAGCGUCAAAAGGGAGAAGUCGAGCUCUGAGCAGCGGCCAUAUUGCUGCCGUCUGUGCGGGUACCAGACCCAGCGUGAGGACCAACUCCUCAGUCACAUCGAGAAGGUCCACAUCACAGCCGACAUGGAGGACGAGACUAACCCAGUGAGUCAGGAGGCAGUGGUAACGGAGGGAGAAGCAGGGACUCAGGUCACUGAUGGUGCCUUCCCCUGUGAGACGUGUGGCCAGGUGUUCACACAGGCCUGGUUCCUUAAGUCCCACAUGAAGAAACACGCAGGCCUCCUUGAGCACUGUUGUCGGGUGUGUGGCCGUCGCUUCAGGGAAGCCUGGUUCCUCAAGAGCCACAUGAAGACCCACAAUGGUUCCAAGGCCUCCGGCCGGGGGAAACCCAAGGCAGACUCUCAAGAGGCCGCGGCCACCAUCAACGACGUGACCCAAGACCCAGAGACCAAUAUGACCUCCACAAGCCUUUACCAGGUUUGCUCCAAGUGUGGCAACCUGUUUCAUGACCGAGAGAGCCUGAGGGCUCACGAGAAGGUCCACAACCAGGCUAAGCAGCCGACACAGGGCCAGAGACCUAGUGACGACGGGGACUCUCCCAGUGCCAAAAGGCGCCUCUUGGACUACCUCAGCCUCCGCCCAGCUGCCAAAGAAAAGCCCCAGGAAGAGAAGAGGCGCUUGGGCCAGAGAAUCCCCGAGCUGGACCCAGUUUGCAGCUACCAGGCCUGGCAGCUAGCUACUCGGGGCAGGGUUCUGGAGCCUGUGGAGUUAUACAGUAUAAAGGCUACGGUAGGUGGAGAAGGGGACGAGGCCCUGGCUGGAGGGACCGUGGUGUACGAGAAGGAGAGCAGCCGCUACAUCCUGGAGGGCCAGCAGAGGGAGAGACGCUCAGGGAGACGCAGCAGUGCCAGCGGGGGAGGGGGUAGUAGCCACCACACCUCCCCGGGGGAGCGCACCCCCGAGAGCCUGAGCGACUCGGAGUACCGUCCCUCCUCCCGCCAGGGCCGACGUCCCUCGUCCUUCCAGCAGAGCCAGGCCAAGUCCACCGAGUGCUUCGAGUGCGGAAAGGUGUUCCGCAGCCGCCACCAAAUGAUUGUGCACCAGCGGGUCCACCAGAGGCGAGACGGGGGCAGGGGUUCCGGGUCCGGAGGGGACAACAGGGCAGGGCAAGGAGUGGACCGCUGGGGAUCCAUCAGUGACCCCGAAUCAGGCUCCCCCAGCAGGCCCAGCACCCCAGGGUACGGGAACUCACCACCAGCCUCCACCCUGGGAGAGGACGCCCCUGAGAUGAGCACCGCCAAUGCAGUCCAACUGGCAGAUGAGAAGCCUUACGUCUGCAGCCUGUGUGACUUUGUCAGCACAGAGUCCUCUGCCUUCCUGUCCCAUCUACGUCUCCAGCACACCUGUGACGGCAGCCCCAUUCCAAUUCCCAACCCCAGCUCCAGCUCUGAGAGAGGCACCCCCAGUAGCUUCCCCAAGCUGAAGAGGGCCCUCCUCGAUGGGCUUGCUCCAUCCUCUGCCCCCCACCCUUACCUCUCUGCCCGGCCGUCAAGAGACAAAUGCACCGCCGAGAGCAGUUCACCCACUGACCCUCACCAUGUUGCUCCUCUGGACCUGUGUGUGAGAGCCGAGGGUCACAGGGGCCCGGCCUCCUCAGCCCUUCAGCAGAAGGGCCUGCCCAGUCAUAAGUGCUCCUACUGCUCCCACUCCACCCACUACCUGGAGGUGCUGUGGAUGCACCAGACUGUCGCCCAUCGUAUCAACAGCAGCACCCUGGCCCCCAAAUGGGCCCUCCUGAAGAAUGGCUUCAAGGGCCCCCGAGAGGGUUCGUCCUCCAGGAGACGCACGGGCCCUCCUCCUGCUCUGGAUGGGAGGGAGUGUCCCCCGUUGCCCCCUGUGGUGCGCACCCCCCGCACACGCCCCCCAUCGUUGAAUGGGGGCCAGAGGAAAGACGGCAGGGACAGGGCAGCCAGUCAACCCAGCACCUCUUCCUCCUCCACACAAGGAUCCUCCUCCUCUGCCUCAGGCUCCCAGAGUGUGCGGCCUCCCAGGGCAGGCAGCAGACAGAGAGGCGAGGCUGUGCCGGAUCAGGGCCAGCGCUCUCGCUCCAACUCCAGGCCCAGGGUGGAGAUCUACCCACGGGGAGGCUCCUCGACCGGCUCCCUGGAGAAGAGCACUGCAGCCGGGGCUCCCCAGCGACACUCAGCCCCUAGCCCCAGUGUUGGAGGAACCACUAGGCUGGUGGAUAGGUACAUGUUGCCUCAAGAAGGCCUUGGAUUCAUGCUGUCCAGCAAACAUGGCCUGGCAGAGUACAGCAGAGCCAGGAGCUCGCCUCAGCCCCAGCCCAAGUCCAGCAGCUCCCAGUCCCACACCCAGUCUCACCCCCAGUCCCAGGGCAGACCCAGGGCAGAGCGCUCAGCCCACAACACCACCACGGCAGGCCAGGGCUACGGAGCCUCCCACUCCCAGACACUAGGGAGCGCCGUCCAGGUAUCCUCCUCCUCUUCCUCCUACUCAUCCUCAGCCCAGCAUGCGGAGGUGAAACAGGAGGAGGCACGGAGGGUGGAGACACCAGAGCUGCCCAUGGACAUCUUGAGCUUCCUGAAGAACUGCAACUCCAAUGACCUGGCGACACUCUACCACCGCUGGGGCGCCGCCAACCCCCUACUGGACCCCACAGGGAUGCUGAGGUCUCUGGUUCGACCAGGGGAAUACGGCUGCCAAGAGUGUGGGAAGAGCUUCAGUCAGCCCAGUCACCUCCGCACACACAUGAGAUCCCACACAGGGGAGAGACCGUUCCGGUGCCGCCUCUGCCCGUACCGAGCCUCUCAGAAAGGGAACCUAAAGACCCAUGUCCAGAGUGUCCACCACGUGCAUUUCGACAACGCCCAGUACCCUGAUUACAGACCACCGGGACUGGGCCCCGAGCAGGAGGAGGAGCAGGCUCGGGGUGGUGGUUCUCACCCACCACCCCGACCUAAUAACAGACCCACCAACGUGACAUCCCCAGGGCCUAAGAUAGAGAUAGAGACUCCAUCCAUAUUCCCAGCCCCUCCCCAAAGACAGCAGAGAGACCUGAGAGAUGUGUCAGAGACACCACCUGACAGAGUGACAUCAGAAUGAACUCAACCCUAUUGCCCUUUUAGAUGAAAUAUUACCAGGACUAUUUGAAAUGUGUUUAAAAAUAAGAAAUAAAAGGAUUUCUUGGAAAGAGAAGAAAAAUCGGACACAACCAAAUGCUGUUUUGUUUCCUCUGUGGACCCAUGGGCAAGGAUGGCAUGGUGGCAUAGCGACGUUCCUAUAGCUUUCCAUUUUCUUAUUUUUCCCCAUUUGAUUUAGAUUGGGAUUAAAUUGUUUUGUGCAUUCCUCAGGACACUGAUCCCUUAAUAACACACGGCAGAAUGGAGCAGCCAAGUUGGUGAUGUUUACACUGACUGAACUGAACUCACUUAGCUCACCCUCCGAUUGCAGCUAACUUGACAAGCUCAAGACUGUGUGUGUGUGUGUGUGUGUGUGUGUGUGUGUGUGUGUGUGUGUGUGUGUGUGUGUGUGUGUGUGUGUGUGUGUGUUCUAUCCUCUCGAGCACCACUAUGAUGACUCCAGUAUGAGUGGCUGUAGUGAAGUGACCACUACACGAUCUGACUCCGAGGCUGUUUGGCCGGUCAUUAAAGAGAGAGAACAAGAGAGAGAGUGAAGGAGAGAGGGCUAAUGACAGUGUGAGAGGAGGUGCCUGCUUUACUGCUCAUUAAAAAGAAUCUGUGCUUUUAAUGGGGGUUAUAAACGAGCGUGCGGUUUUAACAGUCGUUCAAUUAUUGGGAGGAGAAGAAGAGGCCGUUUUCUGAUCCCUCUGAUCCGAGCGUAGUCCUCCCCCCACACCCACACCUCCAACCUCAAAUUAGACCCACUUACUGGAACCUCUUAGCAGGAAUAAAGUGGUCGGACUGUUUGGUUCAAGUUGCCCUUACUCUCUUUUCUACUUGAGUAAGAGUACACUCCUAAAAGCUAGUCCUCACAACAGUAGCUUUUUGGGGGGGGGGGGGGGGGGUUGAGACGUCAGGCGUCUAGAGCUUUCAGGGAGCAUUGUUGGAGACAGUGUUUUGUUUCUGAUGGCUGCGGAGCCGUCGCAGGGUUGGUGUGUGUGUGUGUGUGUGUGUGUGUGUGUGUGUGUGUGUGUGUGUGUGUGUGUGUGUGUGUGUGCGGCUUGUGUGUGUGUGUGCGGCUUGUGUGUGUGUUUUCCCCCUCCUUGAUUACCUCUGCGUAUUAGACUCCCUUUAGACGCUUUGCAUACUACCUCCUUUGCAAUAAAAGCUUGUUUUGGUUUUUGUACAGCCAGGUAUGAAGUGAGGACCAAAGCCAUGCUUGUAUUCUGUAUAUACGAUAUAAGGAGAGGCUUCACUGUAACCAUAGAUGUUUUUCCUCAAAGUUGCAUUCACCCUCAUAAAACGCCUCCUGGACUCAUAGCCAUGCCUAUGACUAUUGGAUUACCUGUUUGUUAGGGCAGACACCAAAAAAAACACAUUUUGCAACAAAAACAAAAAUGAGCAUUUCUGAUUGGACAGAUCCAGAAGGGCCCUCCCUGUUUCAGUCCACCUUCUCCCGUUGGGUGCCUAAUGAACACCACCCAGGUGAGGUGAAGCUCUAAUAAGUUAGUAAUUCUUGUUUUGGUGGGAUGGGAUGUCAACAUGUUCGUUCAGACAAGCAGACUAUUGGUCAGACAGUCUUUUUGAGCAAACGUUGUAUACACGCAAGGCCACGUGCACUGUACAAGACACUGCAAAUGGCAAAGUGUGUGACAGAUAGAAGUGAAUAAUUAUCAGCUGUUUAGAAUUAAAACAAAAAAAAAUUGGGUGGGGAUUUGGGUGGGGAUUCAAAGAUAUGGAAUUAUUGUCAUGGGAUAUAAUACUGUCUACUUUGAGACCUCGGUAGUAGUUUUUACAUGAACACACGAUGAAACCAUUUCUGUGUCAGUUACUUUAUAUGGUUGGUUGAAUAUGCAUACAACAGUGUGCUUGCGUAUACCUACACAUACUGUACGUGUAUAUUAAAGAUGAGGAUAGUCAAAUACUUGAAACGGAUAAUAUAGCCUAUCAAGUAGUGUCCUUAAUAAUUAGUGCCCUUAUUAAAUACUGUUGUACAGAAUGACCCUUUAAGAUGAACUCCUAAAAUACACAUUUGUACUCCUAAGUGUGACUUAGCAGAUAUGAGCAGACCACGCAGGAGUGAGAGAGUGAGCAUUUGUGCGUGUGUGUAUGUAAGUGUGUGUGUCUGUAUUAUAAUCUUACCGAACCCGUUACAGCUUUAGAUACCAAAUGGCAUUUCCGGUGCACUUAGUCUAGGUUACUGCUUUAACCUGUUAUAACUGUCUUCUGUCUUGUUCUAUUAUUAUAGACAUUCAUGAUUCAUUUAAUAUCAUUUGCUAUGUGUUUUUUUUUGGGGCGUUUGUUUAUUUUAUUACACUGCUUAGUUCAGUUUUCGAAUGGAGAAUGAUAGGCGCAUAAAUAUGUUUCAUAAAGAGCGUGUUUUUAGUCUCUCUCUCUUUGCUAAAAAAAGAAAGUAGAACUUCUUCAGUAGAUAGCCAUGGUUACCCUCCCAAAGAACGUGGUGGAAGUCAUUGUUUCUAUUUGUUUGGGGUUUUAACAAUGUCUCCAAGUUGUGUGUGUGUGUGUGUGUGUGUGUUGGCUUUUUAUUUGUAAUGAACUACAUUGUAAUUGUUCCGUAGAUGACAUUAUUUGGAAUGCAUUUGGUUGACAUCUGUAUUUAUUAGUUACAAUGAUCAGAGCAGAAGCAGACAGGAGUCAUUUAAUUAGAUUAUUUUCAGAUGUGUUUUUAUACUUUGUUUUCACUGUCCCCGAUGUGAAAGCUCUACCUCGUCUGAGACCUUCUCGGUUCUGUUAAAGUUUUGUACAUCGUUGCAGAAAAUGUAAAGUCAUCAUGUCCACAUUAAAUACACAAAUAUGGCACCAUUGAA
Oncorhynchus masou masou (cherry salmon) is the source of this 7783-nucleotide messenger RNA. Its product is annotated as zinc finger protein 516-like. Gene Ontology annotation, biological process: regulation of DNA-templated transcription. The coding region runs from base 1333 to 4938 and encodes 1201 amino acids. Gene Ontology annotation, cellular component: nucleus. NCBI's taxonomy places the organism in Eukaryota, Metazoa, Chordata, Actinopteri, Salmoniformes, Salmonidae. The transcript is spliced from 6 exons. Gene Ontology annotation, molecular function: DNA-binding transcription factor activity, RNA polymerase II-specific; RNA polymerase II cis-regulatory region sequence-specific DNA binding. The record is from RefSeq and is a predicted model, not a curated record.